Molecule: messenger RNA, 2648 nt
Organism: Solanum tuberosum (potato)
Lineage: Eukaryota; Viridiplantae; Streptophyta; Magnoliopsida; Solanales; Solanaceae
Product: ATP-dependent zinc metalloprotease FTSH 8, mitochondrial-like
Exons: 6
Coding region: 144-2294 (716 amino acids)
Biological process (GO): mitochondrial protein processing
Cellular component (GO): m-AAA complex; chloroplast thylakoid membrane
Molecular function (GO): ATP-dependent peptidase activity; ATP hydrolysis activity; ATP binding
Source: RefSeq, a predicted model, not a curated record
AUUUCCCUUUAAUUCCUCUAAACAACAUAUAGGUCUUUCCUCCACCAAGCCAUUCCAUAUUUGCUAUUUCUGCAAACAAUUACAGAGCGAAGUGCAAGUGAACAAGGAAACCUUUAAGAGAACCUUCAUCAAUAAAGACCUUCAUGAAGCAACAUCACUAUAUACUAUUGAUUCUGUUUAUUGGUUCUGUUCUGUCGUCAAUAUUACUCCUGAACCAUCUUGAUUCGGAGGAGAUUAGCUUCCAAGAGUUCAAAAACAAGCUACUUGAACCUGGUCAUGUUGAUCGAAUUGUUGUUGCUAACAAAGAAGUAGCCACAGUUUAUAUAAAGAAUUCUUCACCUGAUAAUAAUCAAACUUGUGAUGACACAGUUCAAGGUCCUAUAAGUUGUACAAAUGGUAGUAGAAACCUGAGCCACCACAAAUAUUAUUUCAACAUUGGGAGUGUUGUGUUAUUUGAGCAGAAGCUUAAGGAAGCACAAGAAGCCUCUGGAAUAGACCCUCGCAAUUACGUCCCUGUGGUAUAUGUUAAUGAGUUGGAUUGGUUGCCAGAAAUGGUGAAGUUUGGUGUAAUGGUAUUGCUUCUAGCUAUCCUUUAUUAUAUGGAUUGGGGAGGUGUUAGAGGACUAUUUGGUAUUGGUAAACCGCAUUUCAUGAAGAUGGACAAAAAUGCAAAGAACAAGGUCUUCUUCAAGGAUGUGGCUGGAUGUGACGAGGCUAAGCAGGAAAUCAUGGAGUUUGUCCACUUCCUUAAGAAUCCCAAGAAAUACGAGGAGUUAGGAGCCAAAAUUCCUAAGGGUGCUCUUCUAGUGGGUCCUCCCGGGACUGGAAAGACACUCUUAGCUAAAGCUACAGCAGGAGAGUCUGGUGUACCUUUUCUCUCUAUCUCUGGUUCAGAUUUUUUGGAGAUGUUUGUUGGUAUUGGACCAGCUAGAGUUAGGAGCUUAUUUCGGGAGGCAAGACGAUGUGCACCUAGUAUUAUUUUCAUAGAUGAGAUUGAUGCAAUUGGCGGUGCAAGAGGGAGGGGACACUCUUCUGGAGCAACUGAUGAACGUGAAAGAACUUUAAAUCAACUGCUUGUAGAAAUGGAUGGAUUUGCAACCACAUCUGGUGUAGUUGUGCUUGCUGGCACAAAUAGACUUGAUAUAUUAGACAAAGCGUUGUUAAGGCCUGGUCGAUUUGAUCGCCAGAUUACCAUUGACAAACCAGACAUAAGAGGUCGUGAACAGAUUUUCAGAAUCUAUUUGAACAAUUUGAAAAUUGAUCAAGAAGCAGCAUUCUAUUCACAGAGGCUUGCUGCUCUAACACCAGGAUUUGUUGGAGCAGAUAUUGCAAAUGUUUGUAAUGAAUCUGCUUUGGUUGCUGCUAGGAGCGAGUGUACCAAAAUCAAAAUGCAACAUUUUGAGGCAGCAAUAGACAGGGUGAUCGGUGGUCUAGAGAAGAAGAACAAGGUCAUAAGCAAGAUGGAAAGGAGGACAAUUGCCUAUCAUGAAUCUGGCCAUGCUGUUGCUGGUUGGUUCUUGGAAUAUGCAGAUCCAUUACUUAAAGUGACAAUUAUUCCUCGUGGUACAGCAGCACUAGGAUUUGCUCAAUAUGUUAGCAGUGAAAAUCAUUUAAUGACCAAGGAGCAGCUAUUUGAUAUGACAUGUAUGACUCUUGGUGGCCGAGCUGCUGAGCAGAUUUUGAUUGGAAAAAUCUCAACCGGAGCUCAAGAUGAUUUGGAGAAAGUGACCAAGAUGACAUAUGCCCAGGUAGCAGUCUACGGCUUCAGUGACAAAGUUGGUCUUCUUUCUUUUCCGCAAAGAGAAGAUGCACUUGAGACAUCAAAGCCCUACAGUAGCAAGACUGCAGCACUUAUUGACAAUGAAGUUAGAAAAUGGGUAGCCAAGGCAUAUGAUCGUACUUUACAACUUAUAGAGGAACACAGAGAACAUGUAGCUCAGAUUGCAGAAUUGCUACUAGAAAAGGAGGUCCUUCAUCAAGAAGAUAUGGCCCAGGUAUUGGGUGAACGCCCAUUCGAGAGUAGUGAGCCCACAAACUAUUACAGGUUCAAGCAAGGAUUCGAAGAAGAAAACGGAGAAACUAAAGAUAGCACUGACGGAAAAACCACACAAGAUGAUAGAUCAUCACCUGUUGAACCAAAGAUUGUCCCAGUCAGUGUUGUCAAAGGCAAUAAAGCGCAGGAAAUAGCAGAGAAAGGCACAAGGUAUGUUGGGGCUUUAAGCGUAAAGCGGAAAUGUGCAAUUAAAGGAUGGGUUCUAGUAAAGAAAGGUGCAACGAAGAAAAAUAUUAUAUGAACAAAAUGAUAGUAUAAACGUAAUAUAUGAAGUACAAAGCAUGCCUAUCAAGUUCAAAAAUCAGUUUGGAACUUUAAUUUUAGAUGCAAAGCUGCAGCUUUUAGUUUCUAAUUCAAGCUUAAAUGACUAGUUUUCCUAUAUCAAGUUUCUAAAUUCCUUUUCUGAUUAGUGAAAAUCUUAUUUAUAAGGUGUUAACAGUGGUGGAGCUAGGAAUUGCAACAAGGGGAUUGUCUUAGUAUAAUUAUGGGUCAUGUUUUGUAAAUGACAAUGAAGAACAGCGACGGUAUAAAUUACCAGUAAUAUUAGUAUUAUUUUCGAUAUUUUUAUUAUUUUACUAUUUUUGUACUUCUGAUC